Messenger RNA from Selaginella moellendorffii, 3012 nucleotides. Its product is annotated as pentatricopeptide repeat-containing protein At3g24000, mitochondrial. The coding region runs from base 1 to 2598 and encodes 865 amino acids. The record is from RefSeq and is a predicted model, not a curated record. The transcript has 2 exons. Lineage: Eukaryota; Viridiplantae; Streptophyta; Lycopodiopsida; Selaginellales; Selaginellaceae. Gene Ontology annotation, biological process: RNA modification. Gene Ontology annotation, molecular function: RNA binding; protein binding; zinc ion binding.
AUGGAGGGUUGCCUCGGGCCUCUCCCGCUUGUCAAGGAGGUGAGCCCUGCCAAGGAGCGCAUCCAGAGCCGGGAGCUGCGCCGCAAGGUCGAAGAUCGCAGGCGAUGGAAGGAGCUUCCGCGCGAGGAGCGCGAGGAGCGCGAGCCCUGGAGGAUCAAGGGCCCGGUAAGAUUCGAGGAGAAAUAUCCUCUGUGGAAGUUCUAUCGGAUUCCCGGCCUGGAGAGCAGCCUCUCCGAGGCGAAAUCCGCCCUGGAUUUCCCCGAGUACGUGAAAUUGCUCAAGAAAUGCGGCCAAGAGAGGGCUCUGAUCGAUGGCAAGCUCGUCCACGAGCACAUCAGGGAUCACGCGGACGACGAGCACGACACAUUCUUGGCCAAUAUGAUCAUCCAAAUGUAUGGGAAAUGCAAAAGCCCGGAGGAUGCCCGCCAGGUUUUCGAUCGAAUCAAGCAGCGCAACGCCUUCUCCUGGAGCAUCCUUGUCGAGUGCUACGUCCAGAACGCUAUGUACCAAGAGGCACUGGAAGUUUACAAGGAGAUGGUGAGAGAAGAGAUCUCCAUCGACGCUUACACCCUCUCCAGCGUCCUGGCGGCAUGCACGAAACUUUUGGACGUGGAAGAAGGGAGAAUGGUCCAGCGAAAAGCCGAGGAGCUUGGAUUUGAGAAGGACGUGGUGGUAGCCACGUCUUUGAUCCAUCUCUUCGCGAAGUGCGGGUGCCUAGAGGAGGCCGAGAGCGUCUUUCGGUCCAUGGGAGCUAUGCGAGACAUUAUCUCGGUGACUGCCAUGAUAGGUGCGUAUGUUCGUCAUGGCAAGAACGAUUUGGCUCUUGAUACUUACUGGAAGAUGCGAUCGCAGGGGCUGGAGCCAGAUGCUUUCACGUACGCAGCAAUCCUUGGAGCUUGCUCCAGUCCGGAUUUUCUGCUCGACGGCAAGCACAUCCACAAGCACAUACUUGAGAGCAAGCACUUUGGAAACAUAAGUGUGAGAAACGCUCUCAUCACCAUGUAUGCAAAGUGUGGCAGCUUGAAGGAUUCCAAGAGCUUGUUCCUCACCAUGGAUGUCAAGGACGUGGUAAGCUGGAAUGCGAUGAUCGCUGCUUACACUCUCUAUGGACAUGACAAGGACGCGUUUUCUUUGUUCCACAGGAUGUGCACGCUGGGCCACACUCCGGAUAUCUACACUUUCUCCAGCAUUCUGGGAGCGUGUGCGAGUCCCAAGAGGCUGGAAGAUGGGAGAAUGCUACACGUAAGGAUCACUGCUAGGGGGUUUGACAGGGACUUUGCAAUGCAGAACAAUCUGAUAAGCAUGUAUACAAGGUGUGGGAGUUUGGAGAGCGCACGGAGGUACUUUUACAGCAUCGAGAAGAAAGAACUCGGAGCUUGGAACACGAUGCUCGCCGCUUAUGCACAGUUUGAUAAGGGGAAGGACGCCUUGUUUCUCUAUAAGAAUAUGUUACUCGAGGGCUUCACUCCUGACAGGUUCACGUUUUCCAGCGUGGUAGACUCGUGUGCCAGUCUGGGAGCCCUCAGAGAAGGAAAAUUUAUCCACGAAUGCAGCACUUCCUGUGGUUUCGAGAAGGACGUCAUUCUCGGAACAGCACUGGUGAACAUGUACGCCAAGUGCGGAAGCCUGGCCGACGCAAAGAAAUCCUUCGAUGGCAUUUCAAACAAGGACGUGGUUUCGUGGAGCGCAAUGAUCGCUGCAAGCGCUCAACACGGCCACGCCGAAGAAGCCUUGGAGCUCUCGCACCUGAUGAACUUACAGGGGAUAGCACAGAACGAGGUGACCGCUUCAAGUGUUCUUCACGCCUGCAGCCACGGUGGACGACUGUACGAAGGGAUCGACUACUUCAUGGGUUUAAGCCAGGACUUCGGCAUAGAACGAGACGAGGAAAACACGGUCGGGUUUAUAGAUCUUCUGGGACGAGCAGGGUGGCUGAAAGAAGCGGAGCAUGUGUUACACACGAUGCCAUUCAAAGUCAGCUUCGUGGCCUUGGUGACGCUGCUGGGUGGCUGUAAAGUUCAUGGGGACGUGAGGCGCGGCAAAGCUUUUACCAAGAGGAUCGUGGCGCUUGAGCCGGAGAAUCCAGGCUCUUACGUACUGCUCAACAAUAUGUACGCUGCCGCUGGAAGAUGGGAUGAUGUUGCAAAGCUGAGGAGAUACAUGAGGAAGAAAGGAGUCAAGAGGCAAACAGGCUGCAGCUCCAUCGAGUACAGGGACAAAAUCUACGAGUUUUCAGUGGGAGAUACAUCAAACCCACGGAACUUGGAGAUCCGGGCGGAGCUUGAGCGUCUUUACUCUCGGAUGAAGGAGGAGGAAGGAUAUGUUCCAGAUACCAGGGACGUUUUCCACGACGUGAGCGAUGACAAGAAAGAGGAGCUGCUCAAGUUUCACAGCGAGAAGAUGGCCAUGGGUUUUGGGUUGAUCACAAGCCCGCCAGGAUCGACGCUGAGGAUCAUCAAAAACUUGAGGGUGUGCUCGGACUGUCAUACUGUUGGGAAACUGGCGUCGAAGAUCACAGGCCGGCGGAUUAUUGUCCGAGAUGGAACUCGGUUUCAUCACUUUGAAGGUGGGAUUUGCUCCUGUGGAGACUACUGGUAACAAGAUAUUCUCUUUGCUUACUUAGAAUCUGGGAAAGUUGAAGUUCUUGAGGCUGACUUGUUUGUGGUGAUUGCAUCGGUGACCAUAUGGGAAAUGUGGCAGCUUGGAACGUUCCAAGGACGUUUUUGAUCGAAGCAACUCGAGCAUGAUCGUUAUAUCCAGCAUUCUCGCUUCGCGCAGGCUCUGGGAUGAUUUGCCAGAUGCAAUUGGAAGGUGUUGCAACAAACAAGGUGACUUUCAUCUCAAUUGCUGGUGGAAUCGUCGACGAAGGUAAGCUUAUCUAUGAGCUUGCCAGAGAAAGUACACUUGCUUUGGAUGGAUAUUGUCGUCAGGAUCGGGAUGUUUUCUACGUUCGCUUUUGCGAGAUGUUGUUUUGGCUUCUACAAGGUUUGUUACCAGAUUUUCUUUUCUUUU